Molecule: messenger RNA, 5972 nt
Organism: Coregonus sp. 'balchen'
Lineage: Eukaryota; Metazoa; Chordata; Actinopteri; Salmoniformes; Salmonidae
Source: the annotation of a GenBank genome assembly
AUGCUGCUAAGGCUGGAUCUCCUCAGCCUACUGGCCCUCUCUCCCUCUCUGGCUGCCCCACACCGAGGCUCCCUUCCUGGAGUGGAUUCUCCCCACAGUGGGCCCCGCGCCAGGAGCUCCAGAAACAACAAGCUGCUGCUCAUCUCGUUCGAUGGGUUCCGAUGGGACUAUGACAGGGACGUGGACACCCCUCACCUGGACACGAUGGGCCGGGGCGGGGUCAAUGCUGCCUAUGUCACACCCCCCUACCUCACCAUCACCAGCCCCACACACUUCACCCUGCUCACAGGUAAGCUAUUGCUACACACAUGCACAACUGUUACACACACUGCUAACUUACAUAACCAACUUCACCCUAAUCACAGAACAACACGUAUUGCUUCUAAAGAGUGUAGCCUACUGCCAGUGCCACACGCAAUACAACGCACACAGACAUUAUAGUCCACCAUUGAUUUGUACCUUCUAAAAAAAAAUAUGCACACCUGGCCUUAUACAAAUCACUGGUUUUUCCCAUUCAUUCGUAAAAAGUAUUCAAUCUGUAAUUUGAGCAAAUAAGGAGAACAAUGCUGGCGUAACAGUUUAGCCACAAUCAAAAGUCUACUAUCAAAAUUGGAAACAAUGUUUAAUUUUUAAGAUUUACCGACAGGACGAAAUACAACGCUUCUACAUGGAGCAUGCGCAUGCACCGUUGAGACCCGCAAGCAACUUCUUCACAAGCCUGGGGUGUAUUCAUUACGUAAACCGUUUACCGUUUAAGAACCAAAUAGAAGCCAACAGAGCUAAACAAGAGUUUCUAUUGGACAAAUUCAUGUUUUGUUCUGUUUGCUUUCGUUUAAGAAAAGUUUUGUAACAGAAUCAACUGAUUGAAUACACCCCAGGCGUGAGAAGCAGGGAGGAAGGGUGGCAACAUGUAACACUGGGCUUUACAAUUGCUUGUAACCACUGUCUGCAACAAUGUAUCAACAUAGACGUCCAAAAGUAACUCCCUGAUGAAAACGUUUUGGUGUAAAAAGUCUUAACAGUUGUUUGACUUGUGGAUUGUUCUACUACAGGUGAUAGCCCUGAAAGAAACACACAGUGAAGCAUUGUCUAUAGCCUAAGUAGGACAGUAGCUAAUUAGGCCAGUCUACCCAAAUCACCUAAACAUAAACAUACAAUUAUUUUCUAAGGCAAAACCAAUUGCUGAAUGGCUUCUUAUUCGGGUCAAAUAGGCCUUGUGGCGAUGUGCCUGUGAACUGUUUUCCUCCGUAUCUACCCACAAGCAAAUUGUUUGCUACAAAUCAUUAAGUAUAUAAAACAUUAAGAACACCUGCUCUUUCCAUGACAUAGACUGACCAGGUGAAUUCAGGUGAAAGCUAUGAUCCCUUAUUGAUGUCACUUGUUAAAUCCACUUCAAUCAGUGUAUCUGAAGGGGAGGAGACAGGUUAAAUAAGGAUUUUGAAGCGUUGAAACAAUUGAGACUUGGAUUGUGUAGGUGUGCAUUGAGGGUGAAUGGGCAAGACAAAAGUGCCUUAUAACGGGGUAUGGUAGUAGGUGCCAGGCGCACCGGUUUGUGUCAAGAACUGCAACGCUACUGGGUUUAUCACGCUCAACAGUUUCCUGUGUGUAUCAAGAAUGGUCCACCACCCAAAGGACAUCCAGCCAACUUGACACAACUGUGGGAAGCAUUGGAGUCAACAUGGGCCAGCAUCAAUGGUCCCUCUCUAAGCUGUGCGCGUGCACGGGUGCCAGCUCCCCUCUGACUGCUGCUCAGAAGAAAUAUGAGCCUGUGCAGAGAAGCAUGAGAUUGAACUUCACUCAACUUUCUACAGUUUUCCCCUUUAGUUAACACUAUAAACCUUUCGCUCUACUGUGGGAAUUUUGAUCGAAUCAAUGAAAUAUUAGCCACUUUCAAUGAGGAUAUACCGAAACAAAACAAACUAUGCAAGAUUUGGUAUGCAAAACUAACUGUGCAAGAGAUUUUCUUGUAGGCAGAGCGCAUUGGAUUCUAUUGCACUGACAGGCAUGACUCAGGCUGGUACCCUGCAUUGGAAUAGGAUUCUAUUGCAUUGACAGGCAUGACUCAGGCUGGUACUCUGCAUUGGAGUAGGAUUCUAUUGCAUUGACAGGCACGACUCAGGCUGGUACUCUGCAUUGGAGUAGGAUUCUAUUGCACUGACAGGCAUGACUCAAGCUGGUACCCUACAGUCCCCUGUAGCUCAGUUGGUAGAGCAUGGCACUUGCAACGCCAGAGUUGUGGGUUUGUUUCCCACGGGGCCCAGUAUGAAAAUGUAUGCACUCACUAACUGUAAGUCGCUCUGGAUAAGAGUGUCUGCUAAAUGACUAAAAUGGAAAUGUACCCUGCAUUGGAAUAGGAUUCUAUUGCAUUGACAGGCAUGACUCAUGCUGGUACACUACACAGAGCAAAACUCUACACAGACCAGUGCGCCAUAACCAAUCAGAGCUGCAGUAGGCCUAUAUGCAAACAGCCAUUGCCAUAUAUGGAUCUGUGCCAUUCACUUUGAACUGGACUGUGUUUAGGCUACAGUAUGAGUGGUCACGAGUAGAUGCGCUUGUUUUGAGAUCAAAGUGAGAGCUGCAUGUAGCCACGUGUGCACAUUUCCUCAUAUUCUUUGCUAGUUAGUGAUUUAUUAGCCCAGUUAUAGCUAAUUUCUAGUCAAUAAUGGGGGAGUGGUUGCUUCCAACAAGAGCACAAAAUGUGUGCAUUCCAAGCCAUCUUUGAAAAGCGAGUCAGGUAAAGAGCUUUUUUAUGUCUUCAAGGGGAAUUUGUUGUAUUUUAAGACGGUCUUGAAUAAGCUAAGUAGCCAAUAGAGUUGCAUAAUUUGCCUGAUUCUCUGUAAUAAUGGUAUGGGAAUAAUAAUGAAUUCUAUUUUGUACAGUGAUUACUUGCAUCAAACACAACAUUUUCAGUCACCUCCAUGUCUGAAGGACAAGUGGAUACACAGGUUAAUGUCAAGCCCUGCAUGUUUUUGUUUUCAAGUCUCAUGGAAUGUUAGCAUUGAACACCACACAUUGGCUGCUACUGUUGGUUGAAUGAUAGAACAGCUAUUUCCAUGUUAACAUGUUAUGUGAUGCUUUUUUCUCCAUUGUUUUUGAUAGUAGGCCCCUCUGGUAGGCCUACAUUAUGAUCAAAUAGCCAUAGUAGCCUACUUGUAAUUUAAGGUGGGUAGCCUCAGUGUUCACAGAAUUUUCACAAUGUUCAAGUUUACACUCAGCAGACCUGAAAUGUACUUUGUGCCCAAACAAAUUUGAGGGAACAUUGGCAAGCAUGCCUGUGGAAUGCUUUCGACACCUUGUAGAGUCCAUUCCCCAACAAAGGCUGUUCUGAGGGCAAAAGGGGGUGUGCAACUCAAUAUUAGGAAGGUGUUCCUAAUAUUUGGUAUACCCAGUGUAUAAUAUCGCUAAAGCAAGUUAACAGGCAUGAGAGUACGACCCUGCCUUACACAGGAAGCGGCACAGGUCCUUAUCCAGGCACUUGUCAUCUCCCGUCUGGAUUACUGCAACUCGCUGUUGGCUGGGCUCCCUGCCUGUGCCAUUAAACCCCUACAACUCAUCCAGAAUGCCGCAGCCCGUCUGGUGUUCAACCUUCCCAAGUUCUCUCACGUCACCCCGCUCCUCCGCACACUCCACUGGCUUCCAGUUGAAGCUCGCAUCUGCUACAAGACCAUGGUGCUUGCCUACGGAGCUGUGAGGGGAACGGCACCUCCGUACCUUCGGGCUCUGAUCAGUCCCUACACCCAAACGAGGGCACUGCGUUCAUCCAUCUCUGGCCUGCUGGCUCCCCUACCUCUGCGGAAGCAUAGUUCCCGCUCAGCCCAGUCAAAACUGUUCGCUGCUCUGGCACCCCAAUGGUGGAACAAGCUCCCUCACGACGCCAGGACAGCGGAGUCACUCACCACCUUCCGGAGACAUUUGAAACCCCACCUCUUUAAGGAAUAACUGGGAUAGGAUAAAGUAAUCCUUCUACCCUUCUCCUUCUACAUCCGCACUGAGCUAAAGGGUAGAGCUGCCGCUUUCAAGGAGCGGGACUCUAACCCGGACACUUAUAAGAAAUCCCGCUAUGCCCUCUGACGAACCAUCAAACAGGCAAAGAGUCAAUGCAGGACUAAGAUUGAAUCGUACUACACCGGCUCUGACGCUCGUCGGAUGUGGCAGGGCUUGAAAACUAUUACAGACUACAAAGGGAAACACAGCCGCGAGCUGCCCAGUGACACAAUACUUCCAGACGAGCUAAACCACUUCUAUGCUCGCUUCGAGGCAAGCAACACUGAAGCAUGCAUGAGAGCACCAGCUGUUCCGGAUGACUAUGUGAUCACGCUCUCCGUAGCCGAUGUGAGUAAGACUUUUAAGCAGGUCAACAUUCACAAGGCCGCAGGGCCAGACGGAUUACCAGGACGUGUACUCCGAGCAUGUGCUGACCAACUGGCAAGUGUCUUCACUGACAUUUUCAACAUGUCCCUGACAGAGGGUCAGAGACCUGGCCGUGUGGUGCCAGGAUAACAACCUCUCCCUCAACGUGACCAAGACAAUGGAGAUGAUUGUGGACUACAGGAAAAAAAAGAGGACUGAGCACGCCCCCAUUCUCAUCGACGGGGCUGUAGUGGAACAGGUUGAGAGCUUUAAGUUCCUUGGUGUCCACAUCACCAACAAACUAUCAUGGUCCAAACACACCAAGACAGUCGUGAAGAGGGCACGACAAAGCCUAUUCCCCCUCAGGAGACUGAAAAGAUUUGGCAUGGGUCCUCAGAUCCUCAAAAAAUUCUACAGCUGCACCAUCGAGAGCAUCCUGACUGGUUGCAUCACCGCCUGGUAUGGCAACUGCUUGGCCUCCGACCGCAAGGCACUACAGAGGGUAGUGCGUACGGCCCAGUACAUCACUGGGACCAAGCUUCCUGCCAUCCAGGACCUCUAUACCAGGCGGUGUCAGAGGAAGGCCCUCAAAAUUGUCAACGACUCCAGCCACCCUAGUCAUAGACUGUUCUCUCUGCUACCGCACGGCAAGCAGUACCGGAGUGCCAAGUCUAGGUCCAAAAGACUUCUCAACAGCUUCUACCCCCAAGCCAUAAGACUCCUGAACAGCUAAUCAUGGCUACCCGGACUAUUUGCACUGCCCCCCCACCCCCACCCCCCACCCCAUCUUUUUACGCUGCUGCUACUCUGUUAAUUAUUUAUGCGUAGUCACUUUAACUCUACCCACAUGUACAUAUUACUUCAACUACCUCAACUAGCCGGUGCCCCCGCACUUUGACUCUGCACCGGUACCCCCCUGUAUAUAUAGCCUCCCUACUGUUAUUUUAUUUUACUUCUGCUCUUUUUUUCUCAACACUUUUUUGUUGUUUUAUUUUACUUUUUUAUAAAAAAUUGGCACUGUUGGUUAAGGGCUGUAAGUAAGCAUUUCACUGUAAUGUCUGCAGCUGUUGUAUUCGGCGCAUGUGGCCAAUAAAAUUUGAUUUGAUUUGAUGGAGGGUCUGAAGGCGGGCUCACUCCACUUCCCCGGCACAGCCGCCGCCACCAAAGGUGAGAGAGUAAAGGUCAGCCAGGUGGAACCUCCUUUCUAUGAGCACAACAAUGAGACGGACUGGAGGAUCAACAUCGACAAGGUGAUUGGUCAGUGGUUCUCCGAGGAGGACCUGGACUUUGUGUCUUUGUACUUCGGUGAACCAGAUACAACGGGACACAAGUAUGGACCAGAUUCCCCGGAGCGCAGGGAGAUGGUCCGACAAGUGGACCGGACUGUGGGAUACAUCCGUGAUACCACCGGAAUCACGGCCUCUCCGAUCGGCUCAACAUCAUCAUCACUGCUGAUCACGGAAUUACCACGAUGCUCCGGAAUGGCCUGGUCGACGAGAUCAUCCUGUCCGAGAUUCCGGGAUUUGACUUCCGGGAUAUCAAGUUCCAACUGGUGGAUUAUGGACCAACAGGAAUGCUUCUUCCCAGAGAGGGAAUGCUGGAGAAGGUGUACCAGGCCCUGA